This is a messenger RNA of Penicillium diatomitis, 1485 nucleotides long. RefSeq lists its product as uncharacterized. The record is from RefSeq and is a predicted model, not a curated record. The transcript has 4 exons. NCBI's taxonomy places the organism in Eukaryota, Fungi, Ascomycota, Eurotiomycetes, Eurotiales, Aspergillaceae. Bases 1 to 1485 code for a protein of 494 amino acids.
AUGGACGCCCAGUAUCCGUUUGCCACCCGAGAUGACUUAUGGCGAGUGUUCAACGAGCUGAAAGGACUGCAUGUUCGUCAAUUUGAACAAAGCGAGCGGAUUGCUAGGCUUGAAAGAGACCGCGAAGAGCAUACUCGGCUAAAAAAUGUCUGGGCUUCUUCUCUAUCGCCCCUCCACUCGGCUGCGAGCGGCCCCAUAUCCUCAGUUUCUUCUUUCAAUCCUCAAGCGGAACCAUUCAAAGGCUUCGAGCAGGGACCCUCGGCUGCAGUGAAUGCCGUAAUGUCCGGUGUCGAUGUGGAAUAUGAGCCCCGAAGAGGCGCCUCACGAGCCAAUAGUGUUCGAUUCGACGAGAGCGCAAUUCAUGGGAAGAACAUUGGGAGGUCUCCCUAUGACCGAGCGAUCCUCGUCUUGUCGAUCGGAUGGCCGAAUCAGCACUUCGGGGCUGUCGAUGCAAUCUACGAGGAGCAACAGUCUGCGCCUCGAUACGAGCAGUCGCAUGAUGGACUCCUCUCUAACGUCAUUCGUUGUUGGCUAACCAUGAACUUUACCAACGAGACUCUGUUAUAUGCUGCGGUCUGCUCGGGGUCUUUUGUCUCGUCGCUGGGCUCGAGCUUGAUUCAUAAGCUCUCGUUGGAGGACCAGGUCUUUCGCGAUGGCGAUGGCCGUUCCUCGAUCAAAUUGAACAUGUGGCUGCCUGAGGCGAGCGUGCACGCAUCGUCAUCUGGUUCAAGUAGUCCCAACCCUCAGGUUCCAUCCCUGACAGUACACUUUCUAGUGCACGAUACUCAUUCCGGAGAUGAGUCUAUCCAGAUCAUACUAGGUAUUGACGUGCUGCGUUGCCACAACGCGGAUAUCAUGUUCUCUCAGGAUAAGAUGACGCUGGUUGAUGAGAAUCGAAGUCGCAUCUCAGUGCCUCUUGUGCGCCCUGAAAAAGACUGGGUCUUCAAGCUUCUGCGCACCGCUCCCGACACCACCAACCCCGAGUACCCACAGAAGUCCCUGACUCGUCGACAAAGCUCCGUCGGCAUCAUAGGACAAGGCUCGCCUGGGUUCAAGUACCCUGUCUCCGCUCCUGCCUCUAUACGUGCCUCGGUGGGAGAAGCUGAUGCGAAAAGACCUGUUCUAGCGCUUAAUCCUACUGACUCUGGGGAGGUGACUGAUAUGCCUGGCCCCAACGCGACGGAGCCAAAAACAGAGGCCUCAAAUGUACAGGCGUCGUGGCGCCGAGGGCCAAGGUCUGAGCCCAGUAACGGAAGCAAACCCAAAGCUAGACCUAUGACCGUCCUGAAACCCAUGAAGUCUAUGACCCGUGUCAGCUCUGGUGUCAUGACACCUUCGAGUCAAGCGGGAGAGGCUCCUCAUUUGGAGAAUUCGCCAUGGACAGCGCGUCCAGUCGGCGACGGUUCUGCCAAAAUGCCCUCUAAAAAUCCUGCUGGCGACGCCACGGCUUUCCCAUGGCUCAACUCUUACAAACCGACAGGUUGA